Metschnikowia bicuspidata var. bicuspidata NRRL YB-4993 is the source of this 1158-nucleotide messenger RNA. RefSeq lists its product as uncharacterized. The record is from RefSeq and is a predicted model, not a curated record. The transcript has a single exon. The coding region runs from base 90 to 965 and encodes 291 amino acids. NCBI's taxonomy places the organism in Eukaryota, Fungi, Ascomycota, Pichiomycetes, Serinales, Metschnikowiaceae.
AAAAAACAAAACAAAACAAAAAAACAAGAACACAAACUUAAAAACAAAAUAGCCACCAUCCAACCGGUCGAACCAAAAUUUUGUUCCCCAUGGCUGUCUCCCAUUUCCACCAUGACCAGAUCGCAGAGGUGGGCUUCACGGUGAUCCGCGGUUUUCUCAGCCAAGACGAAAUCGGCAAGUACAGGGCCGCCGCGCAAAGAAUCGUGGACCACGCCAGGGCCGGGAAGUGGAAAGACGUGCGCACGCGCGGCAAGCAGUUCCCUCCUUGGCCCGAGAACUACAGCCCCGACAUCUGGGGGGUUGGGGGGCUCAUGCACCCGCAGCUCGGCGACAUGUCCGUGCCGUUCCAGGAACUAUACUCGGACACGAAGUUGCUCGACGUGGCGGGCGACAUCUUGCAGACGGACAACCGUGGGUUGGCCCUCGAGCUUUUCAACAUGCUCAUCAAUCCGCUCACGGACUUCGAGUUGGACUGGCACCGCGACUCCAUCAAGCCCGAGGUGUCGCCGCAGGAGGAGGCCGAGCAGUUGCUCGCUGACCCCUAUGCGGGCACCCAGUUCAACCUCGCGUUGACGGACGACAAGUGUCUUAUCGUGGUGCCCGGCUCCCACAAGAGGCUCCGCACGGCAGAGGAGAGGGACAAGACCACGGACGACAGUAGGAAGAAACCCAUCAGCGGGCAAAUCACCGUGGACUUGCGCCCCGGGGACAUCGUGUUCUACAACAACAACAUCUUGCACCGGGCCGCGUACUCCAGCAAAGCCGUGCGCUUGACUCUCCACGGCUCGUAUGGCCACCGCGCCCACGGCAAGGCCCGAGCACGUGGCGUGCUCCAGCAUGGGGUGGGCCAAUGGCUAGACGAGUUCAGGCCGGUCAACAGAAACAUGGGCCAUUUGGCCGACGGGUUGAAGGCCGUGGUGGAGGAGUUCAAGGGCCAGGACUUGGGGUACGCGCAGGAUACCUAGCUAGGCUCCGUAGGGCCUCCCGGCAGCGGGCCCGUAUCCGUGCAAGCCCCGGGACAGGCCUUGUAUGGAGCCAGUGCCGUGUUUUUGUUUUUCGUACCACUCCAACAUAAUCGUUGUAUCAUAUACAAUCGUUGUAUUAUAUACGAUCGUUGUGUUCAAUAUAAUAGUUCUUUUCCAUACAAUCGUUGCGGCC